AUGACUUUAGUGGCUAUAGGGGCGUGCUACCUAGACACAAUUCUAACUACCCCCCAUUACCCAGGUGAAGAUGAGAAGCUUCGUGCAUCCAGGAUCAGUCGCCGGCGUGGUGGAAACUGCCCAAAUACUCUCGAAGUUCUAGGGCAAUUGUUACAAUAUGGGCCAUCGAGUGCCGAAUCAUCCCUGAAUCUCAUUACUGUCCUUCCCUCCAAAACAUCAGUGGCAUCUCAGCAAAUUCAAUCGAGCUUAGGUAAUAUGGUUCGUCUAGAUAAUUGCAUUUAUCGAGAGAUAUUCAGUGAGCCAGCUUCCAGUUACAUCAUUGCCAGCCAGGCCACCUGUAGUAGGACGAUCGUCAAUUACAACGAGCUGCCCGAAAUGACUCGCAAUGAGUUCGCAACUGCUGUUGAUCCCCUACGUGAUGUAACCGAUCGACCCUGGUUUCAUUUUGAGGGCCGUGCACCAGAUGUAACCUUGGAAUGUAUUCAUUAUCUCCGGGAGAAUUUUCCAGGGGCUAAAAUCAGUGUUGAGGUGGAAAAGGCAGGCCGGCCAGGAUUGGAGGAGCUUGCAGACGUGGCAGAUGUUGUUGUCUACUCGAAGGGCUGGGCCCAGAACAAUGGAUAUACAUCCGCUGAGGAUUGCUUGCGAGAUCAAUCAUCGAAGACAAGCCGAGCAUCCUUGCUAUGCUGUACUUGGGGUCAUGACGGGGCUGCAGCACUUGAACCAAAGACUGGCAACUUUGCUCAUGUCCCGGCGCAUACUGAAGAAGUGGGAGUUGCCGACACCAUCGGGGCUGGAGAUACAUUCAAUGCUGGCUUGCUAUACGGUCUCGUGUACCGGGGUCAUGAUUGGGAUUUCCGAAAGAUAUUAGAAUUUGCAAAUCUUAUUGCCGGCUUGAAGGUCACGCAAGAGGGCUUUUCAGACCUGCAAAGAGCAUUAAACUUUCCAUCAUAUUAA
This is a messenger RNA of Penicillium samsonianum, 954 nucleotides long. RefSeq lists its product as uncharacterized. The transcript has 6 exons. Gene Ontology annotation, molecular function: kinase activity. The coding region runs from base 1 to 954 and encodes 317 amino acids. Lineage: Eukaryota; Fungi; Ascomycota; Eurotiomycetes; Eurotiales; Aspergillaceae. The record is from RefSeq and is a predicted model, not a curated record.